This is a messenger RNA of Nipponia nippon (crested ibis), 810 nucleotides long. It is a transcript of the gene METTL21C, whose product is annotated as methyltransferase 21C, AARS1 lysine. NCBI's taxonomy places the organism in Eukaryota, Metazoa, Chordata, Aves, Pelecaniformes, Threskiornithidae. The record is from RefSeq and is a predicted model, not a curated record.
AUGAUCACUGCACAGCAGCCACCGUUCCCCAACAAAAUUCAAAGAGUCAUGGACUGCCAAACUGAGGAAGAAGAAACCUGUGAAGAGCAGUACGACUCUGAAAACUGCACUUGCGGCUCCAAGUGUGCAUCAUCAACAGCAGAAUCCGACUCAGAUUCACCAGUAAUUCUCAAAAUACUACAGAACUGGGUUCCUAGAGUUUCCCACUACUUCGAUAAAGAGCACUACACAUACGUGGGCCACCAGAUCGUCAUUCAGGAGUCCAUAGAACACUUUGGAGCCGUGGUGUGGCCGGGGGCACUGGCUUUAUCUCAAUAUCUGGAAUCAAAUCAAGAACAAUUCAACCUCAAAGACAAGAAAGUUUUGGAAAUUGGUGCUGGAACAGGCUUGGUUUCCAUUGUGGCCUGUAUCUUAGGAGCUUACGUUACAGCUACUGAUUUGCCUGAAGUUCUUGAGAAUCUCUCAUAUAAUAUUUCAAGAAAUACACAGAACACGAAUAUGCACAAACCUGAAGUGAGAAAACUGGUAUGGGGAGAAGGCCUCAAUGAAGACUUCCCUCUAUCAACUUACCAUUAUGAUUUCAUACUGGCAACUGAUGUUGUAUACCAUCAUACAGCUCUGGACCCCCUGCUAGCAACAAUGGUGUAUUUUUGUAAGCCAGGAACAGUAUUACUAUGGGCAAAUAAAUUUAGAUUCAGUACAGACUAUGAAUUUUUGGAAAAACUUGGCAAUAUAUUUAACACAACCAUUCUAGCAGAAUUUCCAGAAUCAAAUGUCAAGCUGCUUAAAGCCACAGUAAGAGAGAAUUAA